AUGAAAGCUGAUUUCAAGUUUCAUAACCUUUUGGGGACUGUUUAUCGACAAGGUGACUUAGUAUUUACCCAGGAUGGUUCUAAUUUACUUUCACCUGUUGGUAAUAGAGUGUCUGUAUUUGAUUUAGUUCACAACAAAUCAUUUACAUUAGAUUAUGAGCACCGUAAAAAUAUUGCAACCAUGGACUUAAACCGUCAAGGAACUCUACUGAUUUCUGUUGAUGAAGACGGGAGAGCCAUUUUGGUAAACUUCAAAUCCAGAACAGUUUUGCACCAUUUUAAUUUCCAAGAUCAUUGCUACAAAAUUAAGUUUAGUCCUGAUGGUAAAUGGUUUGCGGUAGCAGUUGGUAGAUUUUUGCAAAUCUGGAGAACACCAAGUGUAACUGAAGACCGUCAAUUUGCUCCCUUUGUUAGAUAUAGAGUGCAUGCGGGCCAUUUCCAAGACCUUUUAUCACUGUCAUGGUCAUACGACGGUAGAUUCAUCCUUACCACAUCAAAGGAUUUGACUUCGAGACUAUGGUCUGUUUACUCUGAGGAUAAAGAAUUGGCUUCUACUACAUUUGCAGGCCACAGGGACUACGUUAUGGGGGCAUUCUUUAGUAAUGAUCAGGAAAAGAUUUACACUUUGGGUAAAGACGGUGCAUUGUUCCAAUGGGAGUACACUUCAAAGGACGAAGAGGAGGAUCCAGAAGAGGAACCAGAUCUUUCGAAAUACAGAUGGAGAAUCACUAACAAACAUUUUUGUUUGAAUGGACGUAAUAAAGUUAAAUGUGUGUCUUUCCAUGCUGCCGCCAACCUUUUGAUCAUUGGAUUCGAUAAUGGUGAGUUCAGAAUUUAUGAAUUACCGCACUUUACACUCUUGCAACAGUUAUCUAUGGGUCAAAACCCAGUGGAUACUGUCACCAUCAAUUCUACUGGUGAAUGGCUAGCAUUUGGUUCGCGUCAAUUAGGCCAGUUAUUAGUUUAUGAAUGGCAAUCUGAAUCCUACGUGCUUAAGCAGCAAGGUCAUUUCGAUUCUAUGAACAGUUUGACCUAUUCCCCAGACGGGUCUCGUGUGGUGACUGCAUCAGAUGACGGUAAGAUAAAAGUUUGGGAUGUGGUUUCAGGAUUCUGUAUCGUUACUUUGGAAGGUCAUACAAGCUCUGUCACAGGUAUACAAUUCGCCAAAAGAGGCCAAGUUCUUUUCACAUCUUCGCUUGAUGGUACGGUUAGAGCUUGGGAUCUGAUCAGAUAUCGUAACUUUAGAGUUUUCACCAGUGUGGAAAGAAUUCAAUUCACUUGUGUGGCAGUUGACCCUUCGGGUGAAGUCGUCUGUGCAGGUUCUACCGACAGUUUUGACAUUCACGUAUGGUCUGUACAGACUGGUCAAUUGGUGGAUCAACUUGCCGGUCAUGAAGGUCCAGUAUCAUGCUUAUCCUUUAGUCGAGAGACGAGUACCCUAGCAUCAGCAUCAUGGGACAGAACCAUUAGGGUGUGGUCAAUCUUCGGUAGAUCUCAACAAGUGGAACCCAUUGAAGUUUUCUCAGAUGUCCUGGCUAUUUCUACUAGACCCGAUGGUGAACAGGUAGCUUGCUCCACUCUACAUGGUCAAAUUACCAUUUUCGACAUUACUGCAGCUAAACAAGUCGGUAAUAUCGAUUGUAGAAAAGAUAUCAUUUCAGGCAGACAUUUAGAAGAUAGAUUUACCGCCAAAAAUUCCCAAAGAUCUAAAUUUUUCACUACGAUCAAUUACAGUUUCGAUGGAUUAGCCAUAGUUGCAGGUGGUAACAACAACUCUAUCUGUCUUUACGAUGUGGCCAACGAAGUGUUAUUGAGAAGAUUCGUGGUUUCUAAGAAUAUGACCUUAAACGGUACUUUAGAAUUCCUAAACAGCAAACGACUCACUGAAGCAGGUUCAUUGGAUUUGAUUGAUGAUGCAGGUGAGAACUCUGAUUUGGAAGAUCGUAUUGAUAACACUUUACCUGGUUCCAAUAGAGGUGGUGAUCUCUCCACCAGACGUGUAAGGCCCGAAGUACGAGUUACUUCAAUUCAGUUCUCCCCAACCGCCACAGCAUUUGCCGCUGCAUCUACAGAAGGUCUACUGGUAUAUUCCAUUGAUGACACUUUGGUCUUCGAUCCAUUUGACUUAGAUGUUGAUGUAACUCCACAGACUACUUUGGAAUCACUAAAGAAGAAAUCUUAUUUGGAAUCAUUAGUCAUGGCCUUCAGAUUGAACGAAGACUACUUAAUUCAAAGGAUCUAUGAAGCAAUUCCUGCUUCUCAAAUCAACUUAGUGAGCAGCAGUUUACCAGUCGUAUAUGUUGGCAGAAUUCUCAAAUUUAUCGCUGAUUACGCUAUGGAAUCUCAACACAUAGAAUUCAAUUUACUCUGGAUAAAGGCUUUACUCUGUUCUCACGGUAGCUACAUCAAUUUGCACAAACAAGAUUUUGCUUCAGCUAUGAGGUCCAUACAAAGAUUCUUGGGUAGAAUUGCCAAGGAUGUAGUCGCUACCUCUAAGACUAAUACCUACGCAUACAGAUUCCUGACAUCUACACAGGGUAAGAUUGACGGUGAAGACGACGAACAGGGACAAGAUGGUGGUGAUGCAAGUGAGGAAGAAGAUGGAUUAAACGGUCUAGAUGAAGACGAAAAGAUGACUGACCACGAAGAUGAAGAAGAAUGGCAAGGUUUUGAGGAUAAGAAAAAGCAGUUGCCCCUACAAGAUGAUGGUGAAUCAGACGAUGAAGAAGAUUUGAUAUAG
Messenger RNA from Zygosaccharomyces rouxii, 2739 nucleotides. It is a transcript of the gene PWP2, whose product is annotated as snoRNA-binding rRNA-processing protein PWP2. The coding region runs from base 1 to 2739 and encodes 912 amino acids. Gene Ontology annotation, molecular function: protein binding. Lineage: Eukaryota; Fungi; Ascomycota; Saccharomycetes; Saccharomycetales; Saccharomycetaceae. The transcript has a single exon. The record is from RefSeq and is a predicted model, not a curated record. Gene Ontology annotation, cellular component: Pwp2p-containing subcomplex of 90S preribosome; small-subunit processome. Gene Ontology annotation, biological process: maturation of SSU-rRNA from tricistronic rRNA transcript (SSU-rRNA, 5.8S rRNA, LSU-rRNA); ribosomal small subunit assembly.